CGUGUGGUUGAUAUAAAAACGCAUUUAAGAAGAACAGAUUGUUCCUGAGUUAUUAUGGAGAUAUAUUGGAGGUUAUAUUUAGUCCGUGACCAUGUCUAUCUAGAAGUCCAUUUUAAAACACAACGUGAAGCAAGGAAUUGGCGACCGUCACAAAGGACAUUGCUACCUAUUCUUUUUGCUGCCGUUUGUUCAGACAAUGUAACACAUGGUUGUAUUACAUUUUUGUUUUGUUUUUUCGGGACCAGGAUAAAAGUGCUAUACGUAUUCGCCCUGCUGCGUUAAACCUCCUGCCUAAAAAGCCAUCGCCGUAUUCACUUAGCCAUUCUGAUCCAAUAUUCUGUAGGUUUGCAAAACAGAACGAGGGAACCUCGCAUGGUUAAUUCCUCAACUCCCUUCAUUAACUUGCCAAUUGCGCCUUGAUAUUUUAUUCAUUCUUCUUUGGCAAUCUGAAAUGAACGAGACUUUCGAAAUAAAUCAACUAAAGACACCCAAAGAAUCCAUUUCGAAACGGCGUAGGCGCUUAUCAAAUACCCGAUGCUAUCAAAGACAAUUUACGAGUAUAGGAAAACACCCAUUUUACUUAUCAACCAAUGAAAAAACACAGGUGCGUUUGACGUUGUCACGACCCACAAACAAGGCGACCAAUAACAGAAUGAUUCCAAAUGCGGUUGAUAAGACAAAACCUCUUCUACCGGUACAUUGCUGUCAGCUGCCUCCGUGAUUUACCGAUAACUUGUCUAAGAAACAAAUCGACGAAGGAAACGUGUGUUUAAGGAACUAUACUGCUAUCUUGCCAUACUCAUCAAUCGAUUGUGAAAAGACCUUUAUUCAUUGAACAGUCUUGCAGAUCGCGUUAACCUCUUUUUGCCAAAAGAAAUAAUUUCCUUUUUAAGAACUCUUUCAAGUACUGAUAGCUUUUACUCAAUUUUCGAAGUUUUGUUUAGCUUCUGUCUAUAAAUCAUACCAAAGACGUACAAUUUUAAAUUAAUAACAAGAAAUAACGACACAACAAACAGCGAUGGAUUUUAACGAAUACCGAAAAAGAGGUAAGGAAAUGGUGGAUUAUAUAGCAGACUAUCUGGAAAAUAUCCGUAGCAGACGUGUCUUUCCAGACGUGAAGCCAGGCUACAUGAGGAACUUGGUACCGGAUGCAGCACCUAUGGAAGGAGAGCAUUGGGAGGAUAUAUUUAAAGAUAUCGAACGUGUUAUAAUGCCCGGGAUAACACAUUGGCAGAGCCCUUAUAUGCAUGCCUAUUUUCCCGCCCUCAACUCCUUUCCUUCCUUAUUAGGAGAUAUGUUGGCUAAUGGAAUCGGUUGCUUGGGUUUCACUUGGGCUAGUAGUCCAGCAUGUACUGAAUUAGAGACGAUAGUAAUGGAUUGGUUAGGUAAAAUGAUUGGACUUCCAUCAGUAUUUCUACAUAGUAAUCAACAAACAAUGGGUGGAGGUGUUUUACAGACAACAGCCAGUAACGCCACGUUUGUAUCUCUAUUGGCGGCUAGAUCAGAAGCCAUCAGACGUUAUAAGAGUAGUCUGGGACUAGAAGAUGCUGAAAUUAACGCCAGACUCGUAGCUUAUUGCUCUGAUCAGGCCCAUUCAUCAGUAGAGAAGGCUACAUUGAUAGGAUUGGUACAGCUAAGAUUAUUAGAAAGUGAUGACAAUUUAAGUUUACGUGGUGAAAUACUUCAAGAAGCUGUUGACAGAGAUAGAGAACAAGGACUUAUACCCUUUUUUGUCUGUGCCACUUUAGGAACAACUGGUGCGUGUGCUUUCGAUAAUCUGAAAGAACUAGGUGAAAUUUGUGAUUCAGAAGGAUUGUGGAUGCACAUUGAUGCCGCUUAUGCUGGAACUGCUUUUAUCUGUCCUGAAUACAGAAAAUAUAUGGAAGGUAUUGAACAUGCACAGACGUUCGCUUUUAACCCUUCAAAAUGGAUGAUGGUACAUUUUGAUUGUACCGCUAUGUGGGUUAAAAACAGUGGAGCUCUGCACAGAACAUUUAAUGUUGAUCCAUUGUAUCUAAAACAUGAAAAUUCAGGUGCGGCCAUAGAUUACAUGCACUGGCAAAUACCAUUGAGUAGAAGAUUCAGAGCAUUAAAACUCUGGUUUGUUCUCAGAUCAUUUGGCGUUGAAGGUAUCCAGAAACAUGUUAGAGAGGGCGUGCGACUAGCCAAGGUGUUUGAAAAUAUGAUAAGGAAAGACAAACGAUUUGAGAUUCCCGCUGAACGUAUCCUCGGAAUGGUUGUUUUCAGAUUAGCGGGUGAAAAUGAUCUAACCGAAUUACUGCUGAAAAGAUUAAAUCAUUCCGGUAAAGUCCACAUGGUACCAGCUGCUCUGAAAGGCAAAUACGUCAUCCGUUUUACUGUCACCUCUCAAUACACAACACAUAGUGACAUAGAACGUGACUGGAAGGUGAUUCAAGAUUAUGCUUCCAAAGUACUGGCAGACGAAAUGAGCGAGGAAGAGGAAGAUGAAGAAAUUAUACCCGUUAAGGAGCCAAAUAAAGUUACACCAAAAUAUCGUCCACGAAUGGGCAGUCUGCGUCGCAAAGAUUUCGGCAUGAGUCUAAUACUCAGCAACGUACCAUUUUCCCCCAAAUUCAUCAACGGCAGUUUUGCAGCCCUUUUCGAUAAUAGCAACGUUAUUGUUGAAUUUGCCAAAGAAUUGUCUAGUGGUAACUUCAACGGCCAUUCCCUACGUCUGUCGCCACGACGACGUAUAAAACUACGAGAUGCGUCCAAACAGCAGAGUUUGGAUUGCGCGCCGCUUAGUCCGCGACACUCCUCAUUGCGUUUCAAACAGGGCUCUUUAGAUUCUAAGAUUGAUGACAUACUAGAAACGUCAUCAUUUGAGAGCGACUCCCAGACCAAUAACCCAAACAGUGACAUAGGUGAGGACGACUUAGAUGACAACGAAACAGAUCCAGAUUCCAGUCCUCGCAAACAGAAGGUCGUCAUUAGUCUGCAACCUAGUAUGAUAUUACAGUCUAACGGAAACCGUGAAAACGGAUCCAAGUCUGUCAAUGGCGUGCAUUUGAUCUGUGAGAAUUGCGGAAGAUCUUUCGAGGAUUGAGCUGAGCAUGUGUUCUAUUUAAUUGAUAUUUAAUUAAACGUUAUAUAACUCGUAUAAUGUAUAACCACACCGACUGCUGAAAACUGGCUGCUUUAAAGCAAGCUGGGAAAGUCGUUUCUUUUUUAUAAACUAAAACUAGAGUCACAUAAAACAGACUCGAUGAUUCGUCCCGUGAAAUCUAUAGAUCUUGGUUCAGGUCUGACCUCUGUAUUGUCUGUGACCUUUAGUGUAUGUAUACUGUAAUGAUGAUAGACUGUAAGGGUUGUAUAUAAACCCCACAGAAAUUGUUCAAUAUGACGAAGCAACGACAAACGUAAAUAGCAAAUAAAUUAAUAAUGCAGACGUUCAACCCCAAAUUUUUUAAAUCAAGAUUUUUUUUUUACAAAAUUGUAGUAGAUAUAUUUAAUUAAAAACUCUGAAUCUUUUUUUCCUUCCGAUAUAUUUUUCGUCUACUCUACAUAACAUCUAACCACUUCUUUACUAUGUAUCUUUCAAUACGGAUUUGAACCACUGUUAUUGGCUGAAAUCAUUAUUACCAAAUGAAAAGCAUAUGUUCUUAAAUCAGAUAAGAUGAGCACACACUUUAAGAUGUUGUUAGACUUUAGUGUAUAGUGUAAAUAUAAAAAUAAUAAAAACAAACAAAAACGAAAGUAUGGUCUAAUUUUAAUUAAACUGCUAUCCUUAUAAUAAUAUAACUAUCAAUUUAUUGUCAAAUUUCAAUUAAAAUGGAAUUUUAUUUUUCCCAACUUUAAUUUUAAUUAUGUUAAAUCCGUUCCUGUUUAUGAACCCUUACGCAACGCUCGUUUUUUUUUCGAAUUAUGAAUAAUCAGAUAUAUGGUUAAAGGUUUAAUGAAAAUGACAUGAAUUAUUUCAAACAUAUCUAAUUAUCUAUCCCUGAUAUAAACAUAUCUAUAAUAAGCUUAUAUCUAUAUAUUAUUGUCUAUGUUAUGCAUCUAUUAUAAUUAUUGAUAUGUGGUAGAAAUAAAGGUAUUAUCUAACUUC
Messenger RNA from Patella vulgata (common limpet), 4069 nucleotides. RefSeq names its product histidine decarboxylase. Lineage: Eukaryota; Metazoa; Mollusca; Gastropoda; Patellidae. The record is from RefSeq and is a predicted model, not a curated record. Gene Ontology annotation, molecular function: pyridoxal phosphate binding; histidine decarboxylase activity. The transcript is spliced from 13 exons. Gene Ontology annotation, biological process: L-histidine catabolic process; histamine biosynthetic process. The coding region runs from base 1019 to 3067 and encodes 682 amino acids.